ACCCAGUAGUCCCUAAAGAAAGCCCUAAAGCACGCACAGCAAAAACUCGUUCGUUUCAAUUUGCACUCGAGGCAGCCGCCACAACCACCUCCCUUGCGCCCUCAUCUCAUCCGCUCAACUCUACCGGUUGCGGAAGUCGAUUCAUUGACCAAGAUGCAGAACGAAGAGGGAGUUAUCACUGAGCUUUACAUUCCCAGGAAAUGCUCGGCCACCAACAGGUUGAUAACUUCAAAGGACCACGCGUCCGUUCAGAUCAACGUCGGGCAUCUGGAUGAGAAUGGCAUCUACACAGGCCAGUUCUCCACUUUUGCUCUCUGUGGUUACGUCCGCGCUCAGGGAGAUGCCGACAGUGGUCUGGACCGACUCUGGCAGAAGAAGAAAGAUGAAGUUAAACAACACUAGGAAGAGAAAACUGUUUUUCUAGUGUUUCUUCUUUGGACAUGUGUUCUUGAGUAUGGAAGUGUUUAAUUAGUGAACUGAUACGAGUUGGCAAUUUUUUGGUGUUACGUCUUGAACUGGGUUUUUUUUACUGUUAUUGAGUAGUUAAACUUUUACUUAUUGGAGUAUCGUGAAA
Molecule: messenger RNA, 574 nt
Organism: Prunus persica (peach)
Lineage: Eukaryota; Viridiplantae; Streptophyta; Magnoliopsida; Rosales; Rosaceae
Product: 40S ribosomal protein S21-2
Exons: 4
Coding region: 154-402 (82 amino acids)
Biological process (GO): endonucleolytic cleavage in ITS1 to separate SSU-rRNA from 5.8S rRNA and LSU-rRNA from tricistronic rRNA transcript (SSU-rRNA, 5.8S rRNA, LSU-rRNA); translation; endonucleolytic cleavage to generate mature 3'-end of SSU-rRNA from (SSU-rRNA, 5.8S rRNA, LSU-rRNA)
Cellular component (GO): ribosome; cytosolic small ribosomal subunit
Molecular function (GO): structural constituent of ribosome
Source: RefSeq, a predicted model, not a curated record